AUGUCGAAGGCAGACGAAUACGGCUACGACUACGAAUUUCUAUUCAAGAUUGUGCUUAUCGGAGACUCCUCUGUAGGUAAAACGAACUUGCUCUCGAGGUUCACCAGAAACGAGUUCAAUCCAGAUUCCAAGGCCACCAUUGGUGUGGAGUUUGCCACCCGCACGCUUGAGAUCGACGGCAAGAAGAUCAAGGCCCAGAUUUGGGACACUGCUGGCCAAGAGCGUUAUCGUGCGAUCACCGCGGCCUACUAUAGAGGUGCAGCAGGCGCAUUGGUGGUGUACGACAUCACGAACUCUGACUCGUACGAAAAUGUAUCCAAAUGGCUAAAAGAGAUGAAGGACAACGCAGACUCGAACAUGGUGAUAGCGCUAGUUGGUAACAAGAGCGAUUUGAGUCACCUGAGAGCCGUCCCCACCGACGAGGCACAAAGCUUUGCUACCGAACACAGCUUGUUGUUUACCGAGACCUCUGCGCUGAACGCAGACAAUGUUGAUUUCACGUUCAUACAAUUGGUGCAGAACAUCUACGAGAUGGUAUCGAAGACCAAGUUCGACAUCAACGACGAAAACGGCGCCAACGGCAAUGAUGUUGCAAAGGGAAAGACUAUCCAAUUAACUCCUGCUCCAAAGGACCAGAAGGUCUCGAAGAACUCGAACUGCUGUUAA
Messenger RNA from Pichia membranifaciens NRRL Y-2026, 666 nucleotides. RefSeq lists its product as hypothetical. Lineage: Eukaryota; Fungi; Ascomycota; Pichiomycetes; Pichiales; Pichiaceae. Gene Ontology annotation, cellular component: recycling endosome. The record is from RefSeq and is a predicted model, not a curated record. The coding region runs from base 1 to 666 and encodes 221 amino acids. Gene Ontology annotation, molecular function: GTPase activity; GTP binding. Gene Ontology annotation, biological process: exocytosis. The transcript has a single exon.